Peromyscus californicus insignis is the source of this 623-nucleotide messenger RNA. It is a transcript of the gene Lypd2, whose product is annotated as LY6/PLAUR domain containing 2. Lineage: Eukaryota; Metazoa; Chordata; Mammalia; Rodentia; Cricetidae. The transcript is spliced from 3 exons. Gene Ontology annotation, molecular function: acetylcholine receptor inhibitor activity. The coding region runs from base 63 to 623 and encodes 186 amino acids. The record is from RefSeq and is a predicted model, not a curated record.
CCAGGACCAAGGAGACAGCUUUGAGUGGUGGAGCUGAAAGAACAGUCUGAGGGGGGCUGGGUAUGGUCAGGAAGGAGCCUGAGGAGUGCCCUGGAGAAUGGGGUGUUGGUAAGGAGGCGGGGCAGGCCCUCCAGAAAUCUGAUUCCCCUUCUAAUCUGCUUUGCCAACCGGUCAGACCACCACACCACUGUAGGCAUUCCAGCAUCCCCACUUGGCAGGCCAGAGUGAGCACUGGGACUAUGCAGGGGACCUGGAUGGUGCUGUUGGCACUGGUAUUGGCCACCUGCGGGGAGCUUGCCCUGGCCUUGCAGUGCUAUACCUGUCAGGAUCCUGUGAGCGUGUCCAACUGUGUCACCGUCACCACCUGCCGAAUCAAUGAAACCAUGUGCAAGACCACGCUCUAUUCCCGGGAGAUUGUGUUCCCUUUCUUGGGGGACUCCACGGUGACCAAGUCCUGCGCCAGCAAGUGUGAGCCCUCAGACGUGGAUGGCAUUGGGCUAACCCGGCCAGUGUCCUGCUGCAAUUCUGAUCUAUGCAACGUGGAUGGGGCCCCCAGCCUGGGCGGUCCUGGUGGCCUGGUCCUUGCCCUGGUCCUGAUCUUUCUCUUGGGGCUCCUGCUGUAA